CAACUCGACGCGACCAACUCCCAGCCAGUGGCAGAAAUGGACAAGGACAAGGAGCCCGACUGGAAUGCCCUCCUCAAGGACCACCCCAUCUUCUCUCUCCCCAAGAGCGUCGCGGGCAUCGGCGGCAAGGGCGAAGCAUCCCUCCAGCUCUCCCUCAGCUCUCUCCCCGACUUCAAGGACGUCGACCCCCUCCACGAUGGUCCCACACCCUCCGGCAGACGGCAGGUCAUGGUCAUCAAGGACUCCGAGUUGAUAGUUGCUGCUGGAAGCGAGAUCAGGAUAACCACGCUGGCUGACACGAAGUUCGGUCGGGCUACGCCCAAGUCGUACAAGGUCCUGCACACACCCAAUGUACAGUUUGAGAUUCACCAGAUGACACUGAGUCCUCACGGGAAGCUGCUCGCUGUAGCAGGAGCUUUCCAGGUCGCUGUGAUAGUCCUACCUCGCGCCGGCUUCACCAAAGCGGUCCCCGCCACCAUCGACUGCAAGUCGCUCCAAGUUGGGCAAAUCUACCACGCCGCCGAUUCCUCUGCACCCGUGGCGAAGAUUGAAUGGCAUCCAUGGGGUGACGGCGGUACCACUCUCAUGGUGAUGACUAUUGACGGGAAGCUACGGGAGUAUGACGUCUCUGUGGACCCAGAAGAACCGCAGCAGGUUCUGUCCUUCGUCCCUGACAAGAAAAAGAACAGCUUCCUCGCAGACGAAGGAACAGAGCGGGAAGUUGCCUCUUUUGCCUUUGGAAAGGGGAAGGCAGAUUGGGGUCCCCUCACCGUGUACGCCAUCAUGCGAAGCGGCGACAUCUAUGCAACUUGCCCUUAUAUGCCUCAGAAUGCUUCGAUACCUUCUGCAUAUGUCCACGCACUCGAGUGCUUUGUCGCAGCAAAACAGGAAUAUCUCACCCAGUCCCAGGGAGAGGGCUCCUCUUCACGAAAAAUGACGCAUCUUUACGACUUCCAGUAUAGAUACGUCACAGCACUCUUGAAGCAACUUCCCCCAGGAACUGUCUACCCCGCUAUAUCUCGCCCUGUCCCCAUGCAUCCUCCAAGAAGUAUCAAGGCUCUUCCAGUGCGCCAGGGCCCCUUCCUGCUCCAGCCUUCGCCAAGGACUAUCGACGGCAGCGAAGGAGGCGACGCCACGGACAUUGCAUACAUGGCGUUUGGCAGCGAUGUAGAGGAAGGCGUCGAGGGAGAGACAGAGCGACUGGGUCUUGUGUUGGCUUCUUUCCAGGAUGGCAGAGUGGACGUCUACCUCGACGUGGAAAAGGUCGAAGCGAGAUGGGAACAGAAAGAGCGUCACGAUGGCGAUCUUCCAAUGCUUGCUGUCUACGAGACCGUUGACCUCGGAAUCAUUUCCACGCUCCAGAAGAUCUCUGCAUCGACGUCACAACGACUCGUGGACUUGGUCGAGGGUAAUCAUCCAGUAUUAUACCCCGAUCCCAUCAACCAAGACACCGUAUACGUCUACCACGCCUUUGGGAUUCAUGCUCUACAAUUCGAAUCGAUGCUACGGAGUCUGGCUCUUGCGCUUCGCGACGAUUCGUCGGACAAGGACGGUAGCUCGUUGGACACGUCGCUCCAAGUAUGUAAAGGAACGGAGGUUCACCCUAUCAUAUCCACAUUCGAUAUCGAAUCAAGGUCGUCAAGCCCUAUAGUAGGCGUAUCGGUGCCGGGCGAUGUGUACUUGACGUACAGCAUCUUCAUCUUGACAGCCGCCAUGCGUCUCACGGUAUUCCCUCUCAACCUGCGCUCAGAAACCCCUUACUCUGUAUCGUCAGAGUUCCCUGCACUGAAGGACAAGGCACCAUCACCGAAGCUGCUGCCUGCUCCUGAGCAGACGCAGUACGACAACCUCUUGGGCAGUGAGGUCUACUCCAUACCUGCUAUCCUCGCCAAUGCCCAGGGUCUACCAGCCUAUGCGCGACUAUCACUCCCACCUAACGCCAAAGCAGAGUUCAUGGUCACCCCGGACACGCUGCGCUACCUCGGCAAAGUGGCCGAGCACAUCACAUCCCAGAUCCGCGACGUCGUCCUCGCGCACCGUGUGGCGGAAACGCGGGCACAGCUGCAGUUGCAGGAGCUCCAACGGCAGCGGCAGCGGGUCAAGAUGAUGCUCGACAAAGUCGCGCAGUUAAAGGACAGCCGACGGGAACGCACCGUCAAGAGGGUGGAGGAGCUGCAGGCUAGCCAGAAGGCGAUCAUGGCGCGGGCAGACGCGGUCUUGCAGUCCAUGGUGCAGAAGGCGUCCCCAGCGCUGAGCGAGAACGAGUCGAAGUGGUUCGAGGAACUCAGGCGAAUGAAAGCGGAGGUGAUGGGAGUUGGCAAGUAUGACGACAGGGCGUUGUCCUCUCGGUUGAAGCUUCUCCAGAAGGAGGUUGACCGCCUCUUACCUCAGCUGAGAGAGAUGAAAGAAGUCGACCGAAGACGGCAGCAAUUACGUGGCUCCGAAAUGCUCGGGGUUACCCAGGCCUCGGAGCUUCGCAAGCGGUCUGGCGAAGAGCGCAAUAGGAUUGAAUCAAUGAGGAAGGAGUUGGUUCAGCUCGCAUCAAGACUCGACAUGACAUUAGAACCACCUCCUAACCUCAAGGAGCCGGCUGAUACUUGACAUGUCUUGCUACACCCUAGGGACCAGCUUGGAUUCUCAGCGCAUAUUUGUCACUCAACAUCACUGUACAUACUCCAUCUUGUUGUAUCAUACCCGCACUCGUAUUGUAUGUAUGACCCUGCCGAAGUGUAUCAUGACUUGGGACUAGGACGCGCGUAGUAUACGCGCGAUGC
Rhodofomes roseus is the source of this 2774-nucleotide messenger RNA. RefSeq lists its product as uncharacterized. Gene Ontology annotation, molecular function: structural constituent of nuclear pore; protein binding. The transcript has 9 exons. Gene Ontology annotation, biological process: ribosomal large subunit export from nucleus; ribosomal small subunit export from nucleus; mRNA export from nucleus. The record is from RefSeq and is a predicted model, not a curated record. Lineage: Eukaryota; Fungi; Basidiomycota; Agaricomycetes; Polyporales; Fomitopsidaceae. The coding region runs from base 37 to 2601 and encodes 854 amino acids. Gene Ontology annotation, cellular component: nuclear pore.